This is a messenger RNA of Lolium perenne, 1383 nucleotides long. Its product is annotated as protein S-acyltransferase 10-like. Gene Ontology annotation, biological process: protein targeting to membrane; peptidyl-L-cysteine S-palmitoylation. NCBI's taxonomy places the organism in Eukaryota, Viridiplantae, Streptophyta, Magnoliopsida, Poales, Poaceae. Gene Ontology annotation, molecular function: protein-cysteine S-palmitoyltransferase activity. Gene Ontology annotation, cellular component: Golgi apparatus; endoplasmic reticulum. The record is from RefSeq and is a predicted model, not a curated record.
CGGCUGGUCCUCCCGCGAAAGUACCGAGCACCGCCUCCCUCCUCCUCCUCUCGUCGGCGCGGCGGCGAGGAUGCCCUGCUGCGGGGCAAGCGAUCCCGACGAGUCCGCCAGAGUCCCGUCCCAGCCGCAGCGUCAUGGCUCCCACGGGAGGAAGCCGUGGAGGUAUGUCCGGGUAGUCGUGCUACUUCUUCAUGUGUUCUUCAUUGGCGCCAUCUUGCUGCUCGAUCCCACCCUCCGGAGCCAAAUCCGUCAGGGCAACUGGUAUAUGAUGUUAUAUGGAGUGAUGGUGCUGCUUACCUUACUGCAGUACUUGUAUACAGCUAAAUCGUCUCCAGGGUAUGUGGCUGAUAUGUUGAGAGCUGGAUCAGGGAUGCAUGCAACCUUCGUCAAUACAGCGACUCUCUCAAAAAAAGACAGGCCACUACCAAAGGAUGGAAGAUUAAAUUCUGCCAUGAGUCGCAGCAAAAUAGAGGAACAAAACCAGCAAUCAGCUACGCCUUCGUUGCUUCUGCAAAUGAUGGAUCUAUAUCCUCCUGGAUCUAACAGCAGGGAUUUGACUUGCUCGUCCUGCCAUCUCAUUCAGCCACCACGCACCAAGCAUUGUCAUGAUUGUGAUAAAUGUGUUCUCAAAUUUGAUCAUCACUGUACAUGGCUUGGAACAUGCAUUGGCAAACGGAAUCAUUGUCGUUUUUGGUGGUACCUAUUUGAAGAAACAACUUUAAUUGUUUGGACUGUUGCUCUCUACAUUCAGUUCUUACAUUUAGACAUGAAGGAGUCCUGGUUGAAGGGUUUGACUGGUUUGAUAUUGUUGGUGCUGUUGAUAUUAAUCCUCGUAAUUUUGAUGAUCUUACUGAUGUUGCAUACUUACCUUGCUCUUACGAACCAAACAACGUAUGAAAUUGCCAGAAGGAGGCGAAUCACUUACCUGAGGGGAGUCCCUAGCAAGGUUUACCCGUUCAGCAACGGUAUCUGCAGGAACCUCUAUGACCUCUGCCUCUCUAGAGAGAAGGGAUAUGUCCUGGAAGCAGUGCCUCCAAUGGAAGAACUAGAAGCCCGAGCUAGACCGUACACAUGCCGAGAUGUAAUCUGCUGCCGGUGCUGUUAGUUUGUGCUAUAUGCGGAAUAGUGUCAUUAGUUUAUCAUUAGUUCAGGUUCAUGCAUAUAAUAAUAUGAUAGAGAUACUUGUGGUUCGCUAAUCAUGUAGAAUGUAGUGUAGGUUUUUUUCUCUCCUAGAGAAUGCAUCCGGGCUAAACAAUUACAUUAGAUUUAUCUGUAUCCAUCUGGAUUUGCGUUACACUCCUUGUAGCUUCAGAAAAUUUGAGAACUGCCAUAUAAAUUUGUGUCUGGGAGAAGCAGCUAUAAUGUUCAAAUGCACCCUUAAAA